UGGACCAGUCGAGCGGUGUCAGAUGGGACGAAGAAAGCCCUCGGAUGCGAGUCAACCGGCGAAUGCUCACAAGCUGGGACUAACGGGCUGCAUUCCCAAUGACCGGGGCGAAGCAUAAGUGAUGGGGAAGAGAGAAAGCGAAGGGGAGGCGGAAGGCGGGAGCCCCGAGAUGCUCCACCGCCUUCGUCAGGCUUCUUGGAGCUCGACCGUCACUGCUCGCCUCAAUUGCGCUCCAUCUCCCACCUGUUCCCCAUCUUCAGCUCUCGUCUAUCUCACCGUCUGGUCCUUCAGUACCGGAUUAGCCCUUUAUCUUCAUUCCUAUAACACCUACGCCUUCCCAGCCACCGAAUUUUCUCUGAUUCCUCCCACCUAUCUCCCGGUUGGAGCUUCCGCGUAGGAAGUCAUCCGUUGUCUCAUUUACCCUCACAUUCAGUCAACCCACCGUCUCCAUCAUGGACCGCCUGCAUCGCAUGCUCCAAGCUGCCCAGGGCAUGGGCGUGGGGGGCGCCAGCUCUAAUGGUGUAAGUAA
Molecule: messenger RNA, 529 nt
Organism: Aspergillus ibericus CBS 121593
Lineage: Eukaryota; Fungi; Ascomycota; Eurotiomycetes; Eurotiales; Aspergillaceae
Exons: 1
Coding region: 122-397 (91 amino acids)
Source: RefSeq, a predicted model, not a curated record